AUGCCUGCGCUCGUACUUUUGCUCGCCCUGAGCUCGGCGACAACGGUUCAUACAGCACCCUCUUCCCCCAGAGCAGCAGCACCCAAAUACUCGAUCUCGUGGUCCAACUGCACCGAAAUCAACCUGCCGAACCUCCAAUGUGGAACCAUGCAAGUGCCGCUGGGCUGGUCUCAGCCCGACGGCGCGCAGAUCAGCCUCUUCAUGACCAAGAUCAAAUCAACCUCGACCACCAGUCCUGGAAAAAGUCUGCUCUGGAAUCCCGGCGGUCCCGGAGUCACGGCGAGCACAACUUGUCAAUUGAUCGGAGCCGGCCAGCUCGCGUACUUCAGUCCUGCCCUGUACGAGCACUUCGACAUCAUUUGUCCGGACCCUCGAGGCGUGGGCCAGAGCACGCCCGUGAAGUGUGACCCGGCGAUAUACAAUCAGAUGCCACAACUCUUUGUCGACGACGCCACGUCGUUCCAGAAACUGGCCGACUGGAAUCAUGCGUUUGGGAACAGCUGUCUCAACAUGACGGGGAAUCUGCUCCGACACGUCGACACCACCUCGGCCGCACAUGACCUGGAGGCCAUCCGGCUGGCCCUCAACCAAGGCAAUAUGAAUUGGUUCGGUAAUUCGUACGGCUCACAGCUGGGAGCCGCGUACGCGGAGCUCUACCCCCGAAAUGUUCGAGCGCUGGUGCUGGACGGGGUGGUCGAUCACAGCCUCUUGGAGACCGUGGCCUUAUCGACCCUCGCCACGACAUAUGAAGCCGAACUCAACCGCUGGUUCCAAUGGUGUCAAGCAAACACGUCGUGCGCCCUCCACGGCCAGGAGAACAUCCCGCAAUUGUUCGACAACCUCAUCGCCCAAGCAAACAGGGCUCCGAUUCCAGCCCCGGGCUGCUCGAACGCAUCAGGCACCGCGUCCGCAGGCACCUGCCAGCCCAGUGUGACGGGAUACGACAUGAUCUUCAACGCGCAAGGAGCCUACCUGUCUGACCCGCGUCUAACGGGCUGGGUGACUUUCGGCGUCGGGCUCAACCAAUCCCUGUCCGGCAACGCGACGUUACUCUCCAACGCCGUGCAGACCAGCGUCUCUAACGACGCCUUCUCCGGCAUCGCCAUCGGCUGCCUAGACUGGAUCGCCAGCCACAGUCUGUUCCCCGAACACCAGGCACUGCAGCAGCUCGGCUCGGUGGUGGCACCGCAUACGCUCGGCGCGAAUCAAUUCUUCCAGUACAGCAGCUGGUGCUUCAACUGGCCGGUUGCCAUCGCCAAUCCUCCACACUCGUUGAACACCUCGCAAGUGGCGCAGCUGCCGCCUGAGUCGGUCUUGCUUGUCAACGCCGAAUACGACCCUGAGACUUCGUACGUGUGGGCGCAGGGGUUGAAAGAUCAGCUGACAACUUCUGGCCGAGAUGGGGACGAUAAGGCGGUGGUAUUGACGAGAAGAGGCGAUGGACACACCAGCUACGCCAUACAGGGCCAAGCUGCCAGGACCAUGGAUGCGUUCUGGAUGAACAGGACUGUGCCGGGCAACGGGACUGUGGUUGACUCUUGA
Messenger RNA from Fonsecaea multimorphosa CBS 102226, 1542 nucleotides. RefSeq lists its product as uncharacterized. The coding region runs from base 1 to 1542 and encodes 513 amino acids. Lineage: Eukaryota; Fungi; Ascomycota; Eurotiomycetes; Chaetothyriales; Herpotrichiellaceae. The transcript has a single exon. The record is from RefSeq and is a predicted model, not a curated record.